UUUUCAAUCAAUUCUCUUUUCAGUCUGACAUCCUUCCUCUUUCUCAACUAAAUGUCGUUGCCUACACUUCAACGGAACCACUUCAAUGAUUGAUUACCUAAAUUUCAACUUCCAGUUCUCCAAAACCCAAUCCCUUUAUAUCUCCAAACGUGUUUCACGGGGAAAAUUUCCUCAAACCCCCUUAUCAGUGCUCACUUUCUUCAAACAAAUAGGCUUUUCGCAAAGCCAGAUUCUCUCCGUGAUUCUUCAAAGACUGUAGUUACUGUUUACAGACGUUGACACAAUCUUAAGAUCCAAAAUUGAGUUCUUUCAGAUGUCUGGAUUCCAGGGUCCCGAGUUAUGCAACUUCAUUUCAAAGAAUCCCUCCAUUUUGACUCAUAGCUUGAAGAAAACAUUGGUCCCCUCAGUUGAAGCUAUUAGGAAAAUUGUGUGCGACCAGAAAGAUUUUAUUCUUGUGUUGCACAGAUGUGGCUGGAUACUCCCAAAGUACAAAAGGUUUAUGGAUAAUGCCGUCUUCUUGGAGAGGUGUGGAUUCUUGGGACUCAUCUUGCAUUGCUACUCAAACUUCACCCAAGGCUUUUCAUUGCACAAGCAGUCCACUAUUCAAAACCGUGUUUCUCGAGCUGUAGACUUGGGUUUCCGUGAAAAUUCAAGAAUGCUUGUCCAUGCAAUUCAUACAUUAAGUUGUUUGAGCGAUAAAACAUUUGAGAGAAAGCUGAAACUAAUUAAUAGUUUUGGGUUUUCCAACGAUGAGGGCCUACAAAUGUUCAAGAGAGCCCCGACUUUGUUCAGAACAUCAGAGAUGAAGUUGAAAGUUGGAAUGAAAUUCUUCUUGCACAUAGUUAUGUUGCCCAAGUCAUUCUUUAUUCACCAGCCUCAGAUUUUAAUGUACAACAUGGAGGAUCGUGUGCUUCCUCAAUAUAAAGUCUUCCAGCUGUUGAAAUCAAAAAAUCUCUGCAAGAAAGUCCCCAGUUAUAUUCAUGUGUUGUGCUUGUCUGAGGAGAUGUUUUUAGACAAGUAUAUAUCACAGUUCAGGAAAAAUGCAGAGGAAUUAUUAGUAGCAUACAAGGGUCAUUAUCUGGAGGCCUAACCAUACCUUCAAUUCUGUUUUUUCACUCUUCUAUAGGAAGCCUGGACAAUUUGGGACCAACAGUAAGUAUUUGAGAAUUUAUUAUCCCGUUAUAAUUUGUUAAUCAUUCUUUAACACUCCGAUCACAUAUUUCAAUCAACGUAAUGUGUUUCUUUUUCAUAUAUGCUCCUGCCCAAGGUUUUGAAAAGUG
Molecule: messenger RNA, 1280 nt
Organism: Vigna umbellata (rice bean)
Lineage: Eukaryota; Viridiplantae; Streptophyta; Magnoliopsida; Fabales; Fabaceae
Biological process (GO): regulation of DNA-templated transcription
Molecular function (GO): double-stranded DNA binding
Source: RefSeq, a predicted model, not a curated record